Molecule: messenger RNA, 2353 nt
Organism: Dama dama (fallow deer)
Lineage: Eukaryota; Metazoa; Chordata; Mammalia; Artiodactyla; Cervidae
Gene: STMN3
Product: stathmin 3
Exons: 5
Coding region: 78-620 (180 amino acids)
Biological process (GO): microtubule depolymerization; regulation of microtubule polymerization or depolymerization; neuron projection development
Cellular component (GO): neuron projection; cytoplasm
Molecular function (GO): tubulin binding
Source: RefSeq, a predicted model, not a curated record
UGCAGCAUUCGCCGACUGCAGCUCCAGCCGCCGCCCGCGCCUCUCCCGCCUCUCGCAACCCCGCCGCCGCCAGCACCAUGGCCAGCACCAUCUCCGCAUACAAGGAGAAGAUGAAGGAGCUGUCAGUGCUGUCGCUCAUCUGCUCCUGCUUCUACUCACAGCCGCACCCCAACACCGUCUACCAGUAUGGGGACAUGGAGGUGAAACAGCUGGACAAGAGGGCCUCCGGCCAGAGCUUUGAGGUCAUCCUCAAGUCCCCUUCUGACCUGUCCCCGGAGAGUCCCGUGCUCUCCUCCCCCCCCAAGAGGAAGGACACCUCCCUGGAAGAGCUGCAGAAGCGGCUGGAGGCAGCUGAGGAGCGGAGGAAGACACAGGAGGCGCAGGUGCUGAAGCAGCUGGCGGAGCGGCGCGAGCACGAACGCGAGGUGCUGCACAAGGCGCUGGAGGAGAACAACAACUUCAGCCGUCUGGCCGAGGAGAAGCUCAACUACAAGAUGGAGCUCAGCAAGGAGAUCCGCGAGGCGCACCUGGCGGCACUGCGUGAACGGCUGCGCGAGAAGGAGCUGCACGCGGCCGAGGUGCGCAGGAACAAGGAGCAACGCGAGGAAAUGUCCGGCUAAGGGGCCUUCUGGACUCCGCGACGCCUGGAUCCCGAGAUGAGACAGGAACACAUCUGGGUUUCGGUUUUGUUUUGUUCGACUUUGUCUAGAUGCAACUUUUGCUCCCGUUUCUCCCUCCCCUCCUGCCCUCCCAGCUUCAGCUUCUCUUUCCGCGCUCUGAGCUGUCUGGUCCUUGUGGCAAGGCUUUGACCACAGGCUCUCUCUGGAGGAGCCCCAGGGCGUGGCACACGGUCCCUCAGUUCAGGCCCAAGCUGGGCGGUGGCUGGGUCCCCUCUUGGUAACCCUCUUAGCAGACGUGGUGGCGACCUCAAUAAAUCCAGCGAUGGUGGCAGGAACACUCGGGUCCUUAUGAGCACCUUGUCACUUAGGGCACGUCCUCUGAGCCAGCUCCGCCCGCAGGCAGAGGCACCAUCACCUGCACGUCCUCCCCUGGAAGAGGGGCUGGGCACGUGGGAGGGGGCAGAGGAAGAAAGACUUGAAUGGAGGAGGACUCUGGGCAGUGGGGACCGGGUAUCCAGUCACAGGCCAGCCUUGGGAGCUGUGUGUGCGGCGGUGCUUUCUGGAACUGGUGGGUAGCAGCUGCAGCGUGCUGUAAUGUGGUGCACAAGGGUCCUCAGAGACACCUUGGCCUGAGGUUGGCACCCUUGGCUGUCCUGGGAACCUUCAUUCAUUGCACUUGGCUGGAGAAGUCACGGGGUGUGGUUUGGCCUGAGUCUUUAGGGGAGUGGGCCGGCUCCACUGGGACCGUGAGCAAACUGCUGUGGUCUAGAGGGCUGUAGGUAGCAUGGCCACCCCUGCCGGCCCCUUCUCCCAGAAGGGCUUUCUUCUCUCUGGCACGGCGCUUCUGUGGGGACAGCCGGCCUCCCACUGUCCCUCCUCUCCUUCUCCAGGCUUUGCACCCUUUGAGGACCUGUCUGUAGAGCCCUUUAGAGUCCUAGCUCCCUCCUGUGUGCCCUCUUCUUUGUUUAAAAGAUGCCCCUAUCUGUUUCCAGCCACAAGGCUUUCAGGUGGCCAGGUGGGGGAGGCUGGCAGCCCCAAGUGCCCCUCUGGGAGCCCUAAGUAGAUAUUAGGGGAUAGAGGACCAGUGUCUGAAGGUUCAGAUGUUGGAGGGCAAGGGUCAGGGUUCCUCAAGCUGCCUCCCCACCUGCCCCAUCCUUCCAUUUCUGGCUGGUGGCCCCCUCUGGCUAGCCUGCAGAUUGGAGGCCUGACUCUAGGCCUCUCCUGCCAAGACCCUCCUUGGCUGGGUUCCUUCCCCUCCCUCAGCCUGGUCCAGACCCGCCGGUGCUGGCCUUUGAGGACAUGGCAGCAGCCUCCCCUUCUCCAUGCAGCCCCAGCCCCACGGUUGGAUGCUUGAGGGCCAAGUCCCUGCUGGCCAACCACUUGGUGGAAAGUGUGAGGAGUUUCUUGCAGGAAGGACCCAGAGCCAGUGCCACAGAGGCCAGAUGGCAGCCCUCGGUGCCCCUGGCUUUCAUUCCACAGAAACCUACAGUGUCACUGCUGGUGGCCUCCCAGAGCCAAGCCAGAGAGCACAGGCAGGUAGUGACCCCUGCAGUGGGCUUGGGGAAAGUUGGGACCUGUGCUCACCCCUCUGUUCCCACCAAGACAGCCGUGGAGGGAGUGACAAGCAGGAUCGGAACCUGUCAGGUUGGGACCCAUCGGUGCCCACAGGCAGCUUCUGUGGACUCAGAAAGGGGAGCGGAAAGAGGACUAAGGGUGGGAUUUCUGAGCCACAG